Molecule: messenger RNA, 1521 nt
Organism: Caenorhabditis auriculariae
Lineage: Eukaryota; Metazoa; Nematoda; Chromadorea; Rhabditida; Rhabditidae
Source: the annotation of a GenBank genome assembly
AUGGCGUUUCGGCAGGACUCCAACGACGUUCGUUUCUCCUUCCUUCUCAAAUAAUCCGCAUUUUCUGCCUCAUGUCUUCUAAACAAGCCUCUAGGUCGAUGACAAUUCAAGUAAGCAGAUUUUGCUAAAAUCUUCGAGCCUGGAAAAAAUCCAAACUUUUUUGUAUCAGGAAUGAAACCGGUGAAGUCGCUUGUAAGGGUUGCUCUAAAACCGGUUCUUCACUUUAUUUAUUUCUUCACUUUGUGAAUCAAUGAAUGAAUCAAACCUUGAACUUUCUUCGGGGGUUUUUUGAAAAGUUUACGUAAUUGGAAAAAAACUUUCAAAAAUCCGCUGAAACGCCAAAAAUAUUGAAAAGGGUGUGUCGAAUUUUUUUUGCGUUUCGACCGAUUUCCUCAACUUUUGGUACGAAAUUGUAAAGAAAGAUAAAUUUAUAGAUUUUCCAUCGUUAAAAGUAAAUUCGAGCUCAAAGUCAUUCCGCGAAAUUCGAAAUAACAAAUAACCAUCAGAGAGUGAAUUUUUAAUUGUCUCUUCAAUUUCUGAGCUUUUUUAUUUGCUUCCAAGAUUCAAAAAACCAAUAAUAAUCUCAUAAGGAAGACCUCGGGAUCGGAAAUUUCCUGAACGUAGACCAGAACAUUCACUUCUGUACCAAAUGAAGGUCCUGGAAGUCUCAACCUGCACAUUGUUUAUGAGAAAGGCACUUCACAGUCAAAGACAACUCAAAAUUUUCAAUAAUUGGCGAUUUUUGAGCUUCGAGUCCCUUUUUCUCGAAAAUAAAAAGUUUUGUAUGCUGAGGCUCUCAGAUUGUUUUUUUUUUUUGAUACUUCAAGAUGUUCUCCGUCCUCCAGAAAAGGACCUUUCUUGUUUUGUUGUCUUUUCAGUUCAAUAUUUUCAAACGGAAAAACUUCGCGUUUUUUUUUUGCUUCCGGGUCUUUGAAAAUUUUUUUCUCGCUCGGUUUCCUCAUAAGCAAAGAACUAAGCUGUCACUGAAUGAUUCAUUUUUUGAACUCAGUUUCAUUAGGGGUUUAGCUAAUAAGAGGAAUAUUUUGAAUAUUUUUCAGAAUUUAUCCUAUUUCAGACCGAAAUUUCGGUUCGACAUGGCCACUUGGCACCUCCUAACUCGGUUCCUGACAGUCCACGACCUCAGAAAGAUUCUGUCGACUCCAAUUUGAACGGUUUUUUUUUUCAAAGAUUUCACACCGAUUGUCUCGCAAUUUUUGCUUAUGAAUAACUUGAACCUCAUUAAAAAUCUUUUUAUUCACGUUGUUGUGAAUGAUCCUUUCUUGAAACUAUGUUUUCGAAUCUGAAAAGUGUGAUCUACAAAUUCUUCAUUUUUCAGUUGACUCUUUGGCUACGAAUGGAAACAACGUCACAGUUAAAGUACCAGCAACGCGAAAAGGUAUUCGAACCACUUCCUAGUCGUUUUAAUUCUUCCAACUGAAAAAUGAUUUUCUAAUGGUUUCUCUUUCAGAAAAGAGUGUCGUCAGCCUGGAAUCGAUAGUCUUGGAAGAAAAACGGAAAUGA